Messenger RNA from Protopolystoma xenopodis, 567 nucleotides. The record is from the annotation of a GenBank genome assembly. NCBI's taxonomy places the organism in Eukaryota, Metazoa, Platyhelminthes, Monogenea, Polystomatidea, Polystomatidae.
CGUCUUUUUUCUCAAAACUUAUGCCCUCUUCAGAUUAUUCUGGAACGGCUGGAUUUGGCCAGCCUAAAAUCAGUGCGCGAGUUCGCUGAACGCAUGCUGAAGCGAUACUCUCAACUUCACUUUCUCAUCAACAACGCUGGCGUGAUGCCAUGUACCUACGAGCUUACUGUUGACGGUUUUGAGAUGCAUAUAGGGGUUAACCAUAUCGGCCAUUUCCACUUGACCUGCUUGCUGCUACCCUCCCUCCGGUCAGCAGCGCCAGACUCCCGUGUUAUUAAUGUCUCCUCAAUGGUCAACCGUUUCUGCUUGGAUCUCCGACUUCCGGACCUCUCUUUCAGCCAAGAGGACUACUCUCCGUUCAAGGCCUACUGUCAAUCCAAGAUGGCCAAUAUCGUUUUCACGGUGGAGUUAGCUCGUCGUCUCAAAGAAUCUGGAAUUACUGUCGUCUCGCUGCACCCGGGAGCUGUUCGUACUGGGAUUCAACGUCAUUGGAAUGUAUUCCUCAGAGUCAGUUUUCUUGUAUCAGAAACCUUUUUUUCAUUUCCAUUUGUACGGGCUAUUUGCUGA